AUGAAGAAGUUGAAGAACUAUUAUAUGCAUUUGCGCCAUCACCACCACCACGCGGAGCGUAGGUGGGUAUUCCCACUCGCGGUGGGUUCUCUCCUCUCGCUAUUCCUCCUCUUCGUCGCCACGCUAACCUCACCGGAGGGCACACCAAUUCUCCCCUUCUACCGCUCAAUCACCACCGCGUCGUACUCUGUCUUCGUCGAGUCCAAGCUCCGCCCGCUCCCGGUCUCUGCGCUCCCACCGCCGCCGCGCUUGGCGUACCUGGUGUCGGGCUCCGCCGGCGACGGCGGCGCUGUGAGGCGCGUUUUGCUGGCGCUGUACCACCCCGGGAACCGGUACGUGGUGCACCUGGACCUGGAGGCCUCGGCGGAGGAGCGUGCGGAUCUGGCGAGGUUCGUGGAGGAGCACCCGCUGUUCCGGCGGUUCGGGAACGUUAGGGUGAUCAAGAAGGCAAACCUCGUGACCUACAGGGGGCCCACAAUGGUGGCCAACACGCUUCAUGCCGCCGCGAUUCUGCUGCGGGAGCUCGGCGAUUGGGACUGGUUCAUCAACCUCAGCGCCUCCGAUUACCCUCUUGUUACACAAGAUGAUCUGCUGCACACGUUUUCAUACUUGCCACGGGAUCUGAAUUUCAUUGAUCAUACGAGUGACAUUGGAUGGAAAGAUCAUCAGCGCGCGAGGCCAAUAAUCGUUGAUCCGGGUUUGUAUAUGAAUAAGAAGCAAGAUGUGUUUUGGGUUACACAGAAGAGGAGUAGGCCAACGGCUUUCAAGCUUUUUACAGGUUCGGCUUGGAUGGCACUGUCAAAAUCUUUCAUUGAUUACUGCAUAUGGGGAUGGGACAACCUACCUCGAACCGUACUCAUGUACUAUUCAAAUUUCAUAUCUUCCCCUGAAGGAUACUUCCACACAGUUAUCUGCAAUGCUCAAGAGUUCAGGAACACAACUGUGAACAGUGAUCUGCAUUUCAUUUCUUGGGACAAUCCUCCCAAGCAGCAUCCUCACUACCUUACCCUUGACGACAUGAAAGGAAUGGUUGACAGCAAUGCUCCAUUCGCAAGGAAGUUCCACAGAGAUGAUCCCGUGUUGGAUAAAAUUGAUGCUGAACUAUUAUCCAGAGGUCCCGGAAUGACUGUUCCCGGAGGUUGGUGCAUAGGAAAGAAGGAGAACGGCACCGAUCCCUGCUCUGAAAUCGGUGAUACUACAGUCCUGAGACCUGGCCAAGGUUCCAAGAGGCUUGAAACAUUAAUCAGCUCAUUGUUGUCGACUGAAAAGUUCCGGCCAAGACAAUGCGUGUGA
Molecule: messenger RNA, 1293 nt
Organism: Sphenostylis stenocarpa
Lineage: Eukaryota; Viridiplantae; Streptophyta; Magnoliopsida; Fabales; Fabaceae
Source: the annotation of a GenBank genome assembly